Messenger RNA from Arachis stenosperma, 933 nucleotides. RefSeq names its product 50S ribosomal protein L12, chloroplastic-like. Gene Ontology annotation, biological process: translation. Gene Ontology annotation, molecular function: structural constituent of ribosome. Gene Ontology annotation, cellular component: ribosome. The record is from RefSeq and is a predicted model, not a curated record. Bases 168 to 743 code for a protein of 191 amino acids. Lineage: Eukaryota; Viridiplantae; Streptophyta; Magnoliopsida; Fabales; Fabaceae. The transcript has a single exon.
CAUUACAAUUACAAUUUCAAGCCUUUCCAACUUCCAAGUUCCAAGAGGCCCGAGAGACUCUUAUCCUAUCCUCUUUCUUUUUCUUCUUCAUCCUCUACCUUCGUUUCACUCGUCACUCUUCACCCUCAAUUUUCCAAUUUCAGAAACCCUUCAAUUUCAAUAACACAAUGGCAACUACAAUUUCAACUCUCACCCUUCGUUUCCCUUCAUCCUCUUCCCCCUCUUAUCCUACACCCUCCUCUUAUCCUGCGCUCACCAAACCCUCCCUCCACUUCCCUUUCCACAACAACCACCGCUCGCUCUCCCACCGCACCACUCACCUCCGCCCCCUAGCCGCCGUCGCCGUACCUGAGAACAUCGAGGAGCUUGGCACCAAGAUCUCCGGCCUCACCCUAGAAGAGGCCAAGGUCCUCGUCGACUACCUCCAGGACAAGCUCGGCGUCUCCGCCGCGUCCUUCGCCCCCGCCGCUGUCGUUGCCGCACCUGGAGCAGCCGGCGCCGCCGAGGCACCCGCAGCGGUGGAGGAGAAGACGGAGUUCGACGUUGUGAUCGAAGAGGUUCCGAGCAACGCGAGAAUCGCUGUGAUUAAGGCUGUGAGAGGAUUGACAAGCCUUGCGCUGAAGGAAGCGAAGGAAUUGAUCGAAGGUUUGCCGAAGAAGUUCAAGGAAGGGGUUUCGAAGGAUGAAGCUGAUGAAGCAAAGAAGCAGCUUGAAGAAGCUGGUGCCAAAGUUUCCAUUGCUUAGGGUUUGUUGUUGCUGUUAUAUUCUGAUUUCUUUUUGUGGAAUUUUCAGAGAGAACUGUUAAUUUUUGUGUAAUAGAUAAUGUUUCUUAGUAAAAAAAAAAUGUGUAAUUUGAUUUUAUUGCUUGUCUCUAUGGGUUUGGAAUCGAAUUGAAAUUGUAAUGCGUUUAAAAUGAGGAGCUUUACUUAAUUUA